AUGGAGCAGGAAACCCAAGCAGACUCCACCAUGAGCCCCGCAGAAAGGCUGUGCAAAGAGUACAAAUGGAAUAGGAUGUUGGCGGCAGGAGGAUGUGGAUUUGUCUUUGCUGGGGUUCGCAUUGAGGACAACUUACCAGUGGCUCUCAAAUUCAUCAGAAAGCAUAUAGUGGCAUACAUAGAUGUGGAGAUGGAUGGAUCUUCAGUCAGACUUCCUAAGGAGGUCUACGUCCUGAUUCGGGCAGGAGCAAGCCCCACCUCCUCAGACUCCAGAGUGACUCCGCAGCUGCUGGACUGGUAUGAGCUGGACCAGGAGAUUGUGUUGGUGCUGGAAAGACCAGUGCCCUGUAAGGACCUUUGGAACUGGACCCAAAGACGACACAUCAGCCUCGACUUGGCCAAAAUCAUUUUCCGUCAGCUGGUGGACGAAGCUAUCGAGCUGGAGUCUAAAGGCAUAUUUCACCGAGACAUCAAGCCUGAGAAUGUGCUGCUGGAGACAGGCUCCGACGUCCCCAGAGCCAGGUUUAUAGACUUUGGACAUGCCACCUUUUUCACACCUGGACAAAAGUUUACAAAUCCGCAAGGCACUCCAAUGUACUCCUCUCCAGAGUGGUUCCGUGAGAACAACUACACAGCAGGACCCACCACGGCGUGGCAGAUGGGCUUAGUGCUGUAUGUCAUGCUCUUCAGAAGAAGGCCCCUGAUUAAAGAGGUGUCCAUCACCUCACUGAGAAGUGUUCCAAUUUCAACCUGUCUUCCACCAGACUGCAGAGACCUGCUGAAGGGCUGCUUGGAGAAGGACCCUCGAAAACGCCUGUCCCUGCAGAGUAUCAGAGACCAUCCUUGGUUAAACUUAUAGUAAUGGCUCUGUCUUACCAGCACAUACAGGGCUUAAAGAGGAGGGUGGACGCUCGCCAGCUCUUAGCUGGACCCUCCUUUAGGGCUGAGUACCGAAACGCCGUUCCAAGUAGGAACCGACCAAAGGGUCCGCCUGCAGAGGAAAUGAAUCUUGGCUUGUAAUCCC
This is a messenger RNA of Boleophthalmus pectinirostris (great blue-spotted mudskipper), 1023 nucleotides long. Its product is annotated as serine/threonine-protein kinase pim-1-like. NCBI's taxonomy places the organism in Eukaryota, Metazoa, Chordata, Actinopteri, Gobiiformes, Gobiidae. Gene Ontology annotation, biological process: negative regulation of apoptotic process; protein autophosphorylation; regulation of mitotic cell cycle. Gene Ontology annotation, molecular function: ATP binding; protein serine/threonine kinase activity. The coding region runs from base 1 to 858 and encodes 285 amino acids. The record is from RefSeq and is a predicted model, not a curated record. The transcript is spliced from 9 exons. Gene Ontology annotation, cellular component: cytoplasm.